CCAUACUGUCUAUCACAACCCCUCAUCUCGGCGUCCUUAUCGACAAGAGUCCCGACCUAAGCUCCGUGACCCCACUAUCGCACCCCGAUAUCAGUUCAUCCAACCGAUCACCGUUUGCGUCACUUGUAUUACUCAAUCAAUGUAACCACCGAAAACCAUCAUCGGUAGUCCGUAGAAACCCACCACCCACAAUCCACAACCCAAACCAUGAGCACUUCACCACCCACCCCAACAGGGGGCCUAACCACCUCCCAACUCGCCUCCUUCUGGCGAGACGGGUACCUCAUAAUCCCCCACGCCCUCCCCCCAACCACAGUCCAAGCCCUGCUGCACGAAACCCAUAGCCUACUAGACAACUUCUCGCUCUCCGAACACCCCAUGACGCGCUUCAGCACGGGCGAGAAGUCCGCGCACGUAGGGGACUCCUACUUCCUAACAUCCGGGGACAAAAUCCGGUUCUUCUUCGAAGAAGACGCCUUCGACGCCUCGGGCUCUCUCACGAAGCCCAAAAGCCUCGCCAUCAACAAAAUCGGGCACUUCCUGCACUCGCUCUCCCCACCCUUCGCUUCUCUCCUCUCCCCAGAGUUGAACCCGGAUUUACUGGGAGCAGCGUCGAGCGGAGGCAGUGUACUCGCCGGCCGUAAAGAAAGCCAUCCCGCGGCGGUGGCGCGGGCGCUGGGGUUCAGAGACCCCCGGUGUCUGCAGAGCAUGGUCAUCUGCAAGCAGCCGGAGAUCGGGGGCGCGGUGCCGGCGCACCAGGACUCGACGUUUUUGUACACGGACCCGCCGUCCGCAGUAGGGUUCUGGUAUGCGCUCGAGGACGCGACGGCCGAGAACGGGUGUCUGAGUUUUCUGCCAGGAAGCCAUCGCUGGGCACCCGUGCGACAGCGGUUUGCGCGCGCGAAAGCCGGGGGAACCGAGUUUAUAGAUAAUGAGGGGCCGAGGUUCCCUGUUGGAGAGGAGUACGGGGAGAGGGAGGGGAAGGGCGAGGAUGGGGAGUAUGUGAUGGGGGAGGUGAAGGCGGGGGAUUUGGUGCUGAUUCAUGGCAAUUUGCUGCAUAAGAGUGAGAGGAAUUUGAGUCAGAAAGGGCGGAUUAUAUAUACGUUCCAUGUUAUUGAGGGUGAGGGGGCUAAGUAUGAUGAGCGGAAUUGGCUGCAACCGCCUGCGGAAGGGUUCACGCGGCUUUAUAGAGACUAGUGGGGAGGGAAUAGCGACCUCAUGUAGUUGUUAUGUAGAGUAUUAUGGAGGUGGGUUUCUUUAAAACUCGACGGUACCUAGUUAAUAGACAUCAUUAAUAAUCUGCACUACCAAUAGCGUGAAUAUAUAGGAGUUCAACAUAUUUACAUCUAACUUUUAGUACAAUAAGUCUACGACCCUGGGUUAUAUGGUUACUUUAACGACAAUACCCCUAGGAAGUCCACAUCACAUACUGUACCAAGCUUACAAUCAAGCA
Molecule: messenger RNA, 1453 nt
Organism: Annulohypoxylon maeteangense
Lineage: Eukaryota; Fungi; Ascomycota; Sordariomycetes; Xylariales; Hypoxylaceae
Product: phytanoyl-CoA dioxygenase
Exons: 1
Coding region: 208-1197 (329 amino acids)
Source: RefSeq, a predicted model, not a curated record